This is a messenger RNA of Papaver somniferum (opium poppy), 1826 nucleotides long. Its product is annotated as flowering locus K homology domain-like. Lineage: Eukaryota; Viridiplantae; Streptophyta; Magnoliopsida; Ranunculales; Papaveraceae. Gene Ontology annotation, molecular function: mRNA binding. Bases 104 to 1477 code for a protein of 457 amino acids. Gene Ontology annotation, biological process: regulation of gene expression. The transcript is spliced from 7 exons. Gene Ontology annotation, cellular component: nucleus; cytoplasm. The record is from RefSeq and is a predicted model, not a curated record.
GUUCCAAACCUAGCCGCGAAGGAUAAUUGAAAGGUUUUCGCCAAUCCCCAUCCCUCUCUCUCUCUCUUUCAGCUCGUAACGGUAUACCCACCAUUAUCACUCUAUGGAGGAACACUCAGAACCCACAGAACUAUCUAACGAUUCCUUGGAACAAACAAUUGAUGAUACACCUGAGGAAAAUCCUGGUGUAGAUGACUUGCCUGAAAAUUCUCUCCCUCUAGAAGAGAAACAAGGUGAGGAGGAACCAGGUGUUGGAAUUGGUGAUAAGAAAUGGCCCGGAUGGCCUGGGGAAAAUGUUUUCCGGAUAUUGGUUCCUGCGCAGAAGGUUGGUGGUAUUAUUGGUCGCAAAGGAGAGUUCAUUAAAAAAAUGUGCGAGGAGACAAGAGCUCGCAUCAAAAUUCUAGAUGGCCCCCCUGGCACUCAAGAAAGAGCAGUAAUGCUUUCUGCGAAGGAAGAGCCUGAAGUUGCUAUUCCUCCUGCAAUGGAUGCUUUAUUAAGGAUACAUAAACGUCUGAUUGAUGGUUUGGAAAGUGACCAAGCUCAUGGUCCACCAAACUCAGGUGGCACAAUUUCAUCUCGACUUGUAGUGGCAGCUUCGCAAGCUGGAAGCUUGAUUGGAAAGCAGGGAGCCACAAUAAAAUCUAUUCAAGAAUCUUCCAACUGUAUUGUUCGAGUAAUUGGACCAGAAGAUCAACCUGUUCUUGUUAUGCCGGAUGACAGAAUUGUGGAGGUACAGGGCGAGCCAUUAGACGUGCACAAAGCAAUAGAACUAAUUGCCGCGCACUUGAGGAAGUUUUUGGUUGAUCGGAGUGUAAUUGGAAUAUUUGAGUUACAUAUGCAAAUGCCAAAUUCUCAGAUGGAGCAGAACAUGGCAACACAGUGGGGUCCUCCUCAGGGUUUUCGGCAAAAUGCUGGUGGUGGUCCUGGGUGUGGUGUAAAUCCUCAGUAUAUGAUGCCCCCACGUCAACAAGAUAAUUAUUACCCCACACAGGCUGAGUUUCCUCCUAUGGACCGACAACCUCACCAGGGUCUGUCGACCUAUGGAAGAGAGCCAACCAUGGGAGUUCAAUCUUCAACCAACGCACAGCAACCACAAUCAAUGGUGACGCCGAUCACUCAGCAUAUGCAAGUACCAUUGUCCUACGCUGAUGCUGUAAUUGGAACAGCAGGUUCAAAUAUUAGUUACAUUAGGCGUGCUAGUGGGGCAACCAUUACAAUACAGGAAACUAGGGGUGUGCCGGGAGAAAUGACUGUUGAAAUUAAUGGAAGUGCGUCCCAAGUCCAAACUGCUCAGCAGUUGAUACAGAAUUUCAUGGCUGAAGCUGCUGGCCAAGCACAAAACCAGGUCAGUGGCCCCGCAGACAAUGCAUAUCAGACUCAUGGUUCCAUGUACGCAGCAGCACCAUCAGACGAUGGACAUGCAGGCCAAGCUGCAGGAGGUUAUGGUCCUGUUUAUGGAGCUAAUUACGGAUAUUAGCAUCUUUUAGACCUUGGAUAUAGAAAGAUGGCCAGCAGAGCCUUCUUAUGGAUUAGGCCAGCUAGGCUGUUGCCUAUAGCCUCAAAUUGGCCCAAAAAAGUUUAACUUUUUGUUACAGCUUGGUUGUUUUUCUCUGCCAUAUAGGUAGUGCUUUUACAUAGUAUCUUAGUAGUAACUAGAUAUAACUCGUGCCUGAUCGUGUUUUCUUCGUGUUAAAGAAAAUAUUUAUUGUCCAGCCACCUAAUUAUGAGACGGUGACAUUGUGUAAAAUUAGAUUGUAUGAAAUUAUACAAAUAACAACUGAUCAAAAAGACUGAGGUGGAAAAUUCCCGACAACAAGUAUUCAUGA